UCCAAAUGUACAAAUUGAAGUCAAUCAGAAAUAAUUAGAAUUCAAUUUACGAAAAGUUGCAAUCAUGAGUAAACUUAAGACUUCGUUUUCUCGGAGAAGAAAUUCACCAGAAGGAGUGAAGCCUGUGCCGUCUAUCAUUAUAAUGAGACGGACGAAAGUGAGGAAACUCGUGAAAGGAUCUAUACUCGGAUAUUUUGGGGGAGUUGUUUUAACGUACAUGUGGUUUCUGUUUUUUGCUACCCAAUUGAACUUCUCCCUGAGCAAGUCUAGAAACCUGGGGAUUGCUUUGGCUAUCAUCUUGACGAUUGGGCUAGCGUUCAUCAGAACCGUACGAUGCAUCGUUAUUCUCAUUCUGCCAAACUUUUUCAGUGUAAAAGGACGAUCCGCUUUAGUAGCGUAUACUUUUGUUUUAGCAGUAACUGGGCCUACGAAGAAUAUAAUUGACAAUGUUGAUGUCCUCUCAACUAGUUUGUCUUGUGGACAAGAGCAAUUAAAAGGAGCAUUGGAAGGAAUGUUGGAAGUUGUCAAACGGCCACUAUAUGCGAUCAAAAAUGCUGUUAAGCUUGCUGUUCGAGCUAUGAAGAAAACUCUGGAAAAAAUUGAGAAAGUUUUGAGAAUGGUUAAAGAUCUCAUCAGUGAAAUAUUGAAAGCUAUAAGGCAGGCUUUUGAAUGGCUAGGAAGCGUAGUGAAUAUAUGUAACAAACAAAUGGGUACGCCUUACCAACGAUGUGUAGAUAUGUUCGAAGAAGGAAGAAGGGAAUCAACCGACUGGGAUCUCUUAAAUUUUCUCUGCAAUGUUACAUACAUAGUGAAGACCAUAUGCUAUGCUGUCAAAUUCAUAGACUAUGUUUGUAUCCUGGUGGACUUUGUGAGUGAUGCCAUCGUUGGUACCGUAACCCGGAAACUGAAUAUGUUCAUUCAAGAGAUAAAAAACAUGUUCUACGUGUCCGUGAAAUUCGAUCAUAAAUUCAACUUACUGCAUUCCUCAAAAAAUCUUUCGCAAGUGGGAGCAGAUAUCCUGGCUGAUGUUCGCCAGCGUUCACGAGGGAUUUUCUUUGUUAUGGGAUGGAUGGAAAUGUUGGCCAGCCUUUUUAUUCUCAGAAUUGUUUUUGAAGUAAGAUAUGUACGAAUAACGUCCUGCUUCCUAGUUAAAGCGGAAAAGUUGAAAACUAGCCAGUCUGCUAUGUUCCUUAUGAUUACUACGAUACAACUGUUGACAAUUUGCACAGUCGAUUAUUCAUUUUAUUGGCUGCUGUGGACGAUACGGUCACACGGAAGGAAAAUGGCUGGCAUUGAAAGUAACGCAUUUUCGCGUUUUCCUCCAAUGGCUGAGAAGUACGACAUUGAUCCUAUACCAUGUCUGCCUGAUCCCAAGCCGCCGAAGUAUGACCGGUAUGUUCAGAUAGGAGUUUUGUUAUUAACCUGUUGGGCUUUUUUGGUAUUCGAACCUUACGGACUGCGAUUACGACAGAUUAUAAUGAGGAAUUUUUAUCCAGAACGUUCUAAGGAGCGCGCAGUGUGGUUGCACAGCCAGAUUCUUAUGAGAAGAACAAGCUUUCUGAAAUUCGCUAGACGGAAAGCUCGGCUAGAAUUCGGAAAGAAUAAGAAAGCGGAUAAAAUAUCGUGCCUAGAUUGGCUACGUGCUAAGACGGAUGGGUGCUGGAUAAUGCGAAAAAUACUGGGAAAAAGUAGCACUGUAAGAUGCAUGCUGUGUGCUUCCCCAAUAACAAACGCCGAAGAUGUUGUCCAGUGCCCUAAACCUGGCUGCAGAGGAAAGUACUGCAAAGAGUGUUUUAGUGAAAUGAAGAACAAAUGCUUCUUGUGCUCAGAACCAGUUGAAUAUGGAGAUUUUAGUGAUUUAUCUGAAGAAAAGUAA
Messenger RNA from Hermetia illucens (black soldier fly), 1876 nucleotides. Its product is annotated as DC-STAMP domain-containing protein 2. Gene Ontology annotation, cellular component: membrane. The record is from RefSeq and is a predicted model, not a curated record. Lineage: Eukaryota; Metazoa; Arthropoda; Insecta; Diptera; Stratiomyidae.